GAUCAGAAGAAGCGAGGUUUGGUUAGCACGCGACACAGUUGCGACGUUUGCUUCCGCACCACCUCUCCUCUUACACGUUGCGUGCGACUCUGCUGCUGGCGAGUCGCCGCACAUUGGCCUGGUUGUUUCGUCGGUCAAUCAUGCAAUUCGCCGGGCCAAGUCCGCACUCCUCCGCGUUCGCAUCGGCUCUACCUUACCUCCCAGAUCUCAUCCCACACAGAAAUGGCCCUACCGACAGCGGAGUUGAACGGCGAUCUACCCUCCUAUGCAUAGCGGCUGGGUGCAUGCAUACACAGUAUUAUUCGGCAGCCUUCUGGAAGGUCCACGUAUGGCCUUUAUGCACUGGUCGCACUCGCUACCCGCCUAUGUCCCCGCAAGGCUGCAUUCAAAGAGUCUGCUCAGCCUCGCUAUUGCUUGAGUCUCGUCCUUGGGAUGCGGUGCCAUGCUUCCGUGUGCAUAGCUCGUCCUGUGGGUAGACGGGUUGCAGGGGAUUUUCGUCGCUGAUACAUCCUCUACUACCCGCCGAUCAAUGUCCCCUAUCGUCUCACAACGCUACUCGUAUCUGGG
Westerdykella ornata is the source of this 567-nucleotide messenger RNA. RefSeq lists its product as uncharacterized. Lineage: Eukaryota; Fungi; Ascomycota; Dothideomycetes; Pleosporales; Sporormiaceae. Bases 141 to 476 code for a protein of 111 amino acids. The record is from RefSeq and is a predicted model, not a curated record. The transcript is spliced from 3 exons.